Messenger RNA from Peromyscus californicus insignis, 3273 nucleotides. RefSeq names its product spermatogenesis and oogenesis specific basic helix-loop-helix 2 (gene Sohlh2). The transcript is spliced from 15 exons. Lineage: Eukaryota; Metazoa; Chordata; Mammalia; Rodentia; Cricetidae. Gene Ontology annotation, cellular component: nucleus. Gene Ontology annotation, molecular function: protein dimerization activity; RNA polymerase II cis-regulatory region sequence-specific DNA binding; DNA-binding transcription factor activity, RNA polymerase II-specific. The coding region runs from base 1 to 2133 and encodes 710 amino acids. Gene Ontology annotation, biological process: regulation of DNA-templated transcription; spermatogenesis. The record is from RefSeq and is a predicted model, not a curated record.
AUGAGGGUCAACGACGCACAGAAAAUAGAGGAGGGGCUCCAUUCUGAUGGGAGUACCCCAGGAGGGGUCACCACAGCAGAGAACUGUCUGCAAAGUAGAAAAAUCUGGACAGGAAAUGAGAGGAACAAAGGACCAACAAGAAGGCAUCAUGACCGGAGACUGAGAGCGCUCCCACAGCCCCGGGCGGGCGCUGCCUGCGCCUCGCUCCGCCCCCCGCAGCGCGAGCCCGCCAAGAAGCUGCAGAGCACUGGGCGCCAUGGCCGACCCGAUGAGCGGUGGGAAGCUAGGCCGGAGGCCAGGGCAGGUAGGAGCUGUCGGGCGGUGGCCGUGAGCAUCGCCCUAGCCUGGCCCCUCAGGCCCAGCCCGACAAGAGUGCACCCAGGAGGCUCCAUCCCGGGCCCGGAGCUCGGCUCCGGUGUGGGGCUGUUACUUGAGGCCAGCAAGCCACCAGGCCAGACUUCGAACCCCCUGACCCUGGAGCCCGGAGCAGAGCCACGGGCCAGUCUUGGAAUUGCGAGACCCGGUUUGAGCUUUCCUACAGGAGAGGUUUGGGCCCUAGGGGCGCGCAUUUAUCUGCCUGUAUUCCCGUUGUCCCUGUCCUUCCUUGCACUGUUCGCCUUUCGAAGAUGGCGACCCAAGGUGGCCCAGCUCAAACAAAGCCUGCUUGCCAGUGUACGCAGCAUCCGUGCUCCGCAGAUAGAGGCCCCAGAAAUGCACCUUGACCAGACCCUUGGAACAAGCUUCUGGAAACGGAAUUAUUUCGUGGAGCAGGGGAAACUAGACCUUCUGCUGGUUGGAGAUGCCACAAGAUACUUCCUGACUGGCUCUAUACAGAAAUUCUUUUCCAGCACAGCACACUUCACCCUGACCGUCAGCGAUGUGAAGAAGGUAGCCGCGCUUUUGGCUGCCAACUCAUUCGACAUCAUCUUCUUGAAGGUGACUUCCACCUUAACCGCGGAGGAGCUGGAGGCUGUCAAGUCCAUUCGAUCUGGCAAGAAGAAAAACACCCGUUUGCUGUUUGUUUUUAUAAAACCUGAAAAGUUUAAAGGCUGUAUUUCAGACUAUGGAGUGGAUAUUAGUUUCCCUGAGCCACUGACCUUGGGAAAAAUGGACAUGGUGGUAGAGUACUGGAAAGCAUAUUUCACAGGUAUGGAUAUGGAAAGCGCUGAGAGGCUUCCAGAACGUAGACUGCACCUCCAGACUUCCUCCAGUGAACUUGGGGAACACUUUUCUACUGAUCUGUUUCUUCGCUCUGGGCAGCUGAAAAAUGACAAAGAACUUGUAUUAAAGGCCCCACUGCCGGGUCCUGAGAGAAACAGAAAGACUUCUUUUCUUCAUUCGAGCAAAGAGAAGCUGAGGAGAGAGCGCAUCAAGUUUUGCUGUGAGCAGCUGCGUACUCUCCUGCCAUACGUCAAGGGGAGGAAGAGCGAUGUGGCUUCAGUUAUUGAAGCGACCGUUGAUUAUAUGAAGUAUGUCCGGGAGAAUCUCUCUCCAGCCAUCAUGGCCCAGAUUACAGAAUCCCUCCAGAGCAAUAAAAGGUUCUCGAAGAGACAAGUGCCCAUUGAGCUGUUCGCUCAACGUGCAGCCACAUCACAGAGGGACAGUGGUGUGCUGACAAGUGCUUACUCAUCUGUGAGGGAGAUCCAGCUCCUGGCUGACCAGUGCCUGACUGUGUAUUCCAGGCCUGCUGCGGAAGGGCCCUUGGAGGAAGCUGUAAGAGGCCAGUUAAGCUCUGUUUCGGAGAGCUCUAUUGAGGAUCUCUAUAAAACUCGAGUCCCCAGCGCAGCACUCUCGCUUAAUUCCUGCCAUGCUGUCGCAUACUGUCCUGGGGCUGUCCCUCCCCGUGAUUCAGCUGCCAGGACAAAUCAGAACAUCUCCAUUUAUUUACCGUCUGCUGUGUCCAGUGUCUCCAGCCUUCUUCCUCAGCACUGCAGUUCCAUGCUUUGCCAAACACGAGCAGCCAGUCCCAGUUGUCUGUGCACUCCAGGCCAGGAGCUGCCAGCCGGUUCUCUCACUACCUCAUCUGGCAUCUUCCGUGGGUUCCAGGACUCAGACUCAGACCGUCAGGCUUCUCAGCAGCUGCUUGGGCCUGCUGAGUCACUUCCCCAGCCUCAAGAAAACAAUUACUUUUGAGAGAAUAACUGUUGGAAAACCUGUAGGUUUAGAUGCCCGAAGACUCCAGUUGGCUUUAUAAACUACUUGGUGAUACAGAAAUGCAUUGUGACAUUGUGAGUAAGAAUGAGCUAGCCUGCAGUUAAAGUGAACGUCUCCCUCCUUUGCAGCGACAGUUUGGGACAUAUUAGCAAUCCGUGUUUGAGGCUCAUAUUCUAGACCGUGUGCUGGGCACGGCUGUUCAGUUCAGGAAGAAGGGACAAAGAAAGAUCUUUUGAAAGCUGCUGACCCUGCCUUCUGAUGAAUGUGCUAGAAUCUUCCAAAGAUACAUAGGAAGACAGUUAAUGGCACUGAUAGCCUUGUGUUCUCAGGCAUCUUCAUCCAUGCUGGGACUUCCUGGCCAGAGAGCUGUAAGCAGCAGCAGCCUGAGUGACCGCCUCCCCCUCCCAUUCGUUCUACCAGAAACUAUUGUUCCCUUUGUGAAAAUCAUACCACAAAGAAGACCUAUGUGGGUGCGAACAGCUAAGACCAGGAAGGCGUGUUGAUACUCCCAGGCCACCAAGCACAGAUCUUGCAGCCUGCUUAUUUCUGUCACUGAUUUCUAGUUGCUAUCUUGUCUAGAUUUGGCAUUUUAUUUGGUUGGGUUUUUUUUUUUGGUUUUUCGAGACAGGGUUUCUCUGGGUAGCUUUGCACCUUUCCUGGAACUCACUUGGUAUCCCAGGCUGGCCUUGAACUCACAGAGAUCCGCCUGCCUCUGCCUCCCGAGUGCUGGGAUUAAAGGUGUGCGCCACCACCGCCCGGCAUUUUAAAGAGCCCCCCUUUACAUUCAUCACCCGAACUAAAAUCUCCAGGGGCGUAGGGAGCGGUGUCUGCUUUUCCAGUUGGUGACUGAAUACGUUAGUAUGCUUUUGGUUGCAUUUUGCAACCAUGUGGGUGGAAUGAGGAGCUAAGAGGGGCACUUUCCUCGCUGGAUCUUUAGUUACGGAUCCACAGAUCUCUGCUUUGUCCUUUCUUCCUACGGGGUGUUGGAGCAACUGUUGGAAACAGGGAUGGGUACGGUUGUUUUAUAUUUCAUUGAAAUGUUCUUACACAAAAGUUUUAUUGUUCAAGUGUCCAGGUUUACCCUGUAAUCCAUUGUUUUGUUCAAUAAAAUGUUUUCUC